GCCCGGGCCGCCCCCAACCCCAAAUUGACCAAACCCCCCGAAAAACCCAAACCCCACCCCAAGAGCCCAAAGCCAGCGGCCAGCCAGCCGAAGGGGGAAGGGGAUGCAGCAACCGAUGCCCAUGCAGCCGCAGCCGCCGGCGAUGACCCCGGCCGCCGGAAUCACCACCGAGCAGAUCCAAAAGUAUCUGGAUGAGAAUAAGCAGCUUAUUUUGGCUAUAUUGGAAAAUCAGAACCUGGGAAAGUUGGCAGAAUGUGCCCAGUAUCAAACACAGCUUCAGAAGAAUCUCUUGUAUCUUGCUGCAAUCGCAGAUGCCCAGCCACAGACUGCUGUAAGCCGCCCUCAGAUGGCGCCACCUGGUGCAUCACCUGGGGUAGGGCAAUACAUGUCACAGGUUCCUAUGUUCCCUCCGAGGACACCUUUGACACCACAGCAGAUGCAGGAGCAGCAACUGCAGCAGCAGCAGGCCCAGUUGCUAAAUUUCAGUGGCCAAAUGGUUGGGAGGCCUGGCAUGGUCAAUGGCAUGCCUCAGGGCCUGCAGGUUCAUCAAACUCAGACACCAGCAGCAGUGAGCAAGCUAGAUGCUGGUGGCGCCGCCUCGGAGCCUUCUGGAACUGAGAGCCACAGGAGCACUGGUGGAGAUAAUGAUGGUGGGAGCGACUAGGCUUUGAAGUCCUACAAAACUUACGAGCUAGCGUUCUAGGCCGCGAAAUAUGCAUGUAUACUACCGAUGAACGAAGAGAGGAUCAUUCCUGUGCCCUUCAAUGAUAAGUGGCCGCGAUCUUCGCAUGGAUGAUGAUCAGUAGUUGUCACGUUUUCCCUCUGUUGUCAGUCUGUAGAACAGACGUAGAUUGUUGUGACCCUUAUUUGCUUGCUGUUAUCACGCUGUACUGUCGUAGGCUGGUAGCUAUCUGCCAGAAUAUUGUCUUCAGGAGCUGGGUUCAGUUACGAGUUGUUAUAAAACUUUCAUCUCUUCAGGUAGUUGAAUUCAGUUACGAAUUAUGUUAGACGAAAGUUGAUCUGCAAAACAGAAACUGCCCGAGUUCCCCUUGUGCUGUGAA
Setaria italica (foxtail millet) is the source of this 1061-nucleotide messenger RNA. Its product is annotated as GRF1-interacting factor 2. Gene Ontology annotation, molecular function: transcription coactivator activity. The transcript has 4 exons. The record is from RefSeq and is a predicted model, not a curated record. The coding region runs from base 104 to 664 and encodes 186 amino acids. Lineage: Eukaryota; Viridiplantae; Streptophyta; Magnoliopsida; Poales; Poaceae. Gene Ontology annotation, cellular component: nucleus. Gene Ontology annotation, biological process: positive regulation of transcription by RNA polymerase II.